AUGGCCGGUCUGGUCAUGGGCCAGGCCAUGGCCGGUCUGGUCAUGGGGGCAGGCCAUGGCCGGUCUGGUCAUGGGGGCCAGGCCAUGGCCAGUCUGGUCAUGGGGCCAGGCCAUGGCCAGUCUGGUCAUGGGGGCCAGGCCAUGGCUGGUCUGGUCAUGGGGCCAGGCCAUGGGGCCAGGCCAUGGCCGGUCUGGUCAUGGGGCAGGCCAUGGCCGGUCUGGUCAUGGGCCAGGCCAUGGCCGGUCUGGUCAUGGGGCCAGGCCAUGGCCGGUCUGGUCAUGGGGCCAGGCCAUGGCCAGUCUGGUCAUGGGGCCAGGCCAUGGCCGGUCUGGUCAUGGGGGCCAGGCCAUGGCCGGUCUGGUCAUGGGGCCAGGCCAUGGGGCCAGGCCAUGGCCGGUCUGGUCAUGGGGCCAGGCCAUGGCCAGUCUGGUCAUGGGGGCCAGGCCAUGGCCGGUCUGGUCAUGGGGCCAGGCCAUGGGGCCAGGCCAUGGCCAGUCUGGUCAUGGGGCCAGGCCAUGGCCAGUCUGGUCAUGGGGGCCAGGCCAUGGCCAGUCUGGUCAUGGGGCCAGGCCAUGGCCAGUCUGGUCAUGGGGCCAGUCCAUGGCCAGUCUGGUCAUGGGGGCCAGGCCAUGGCCAGUCUGGUCAUGGGGCCAGGCCAUGGCCAGUCUGGUCAUGGGGCCAGGCCAUGGCCAGUCUGGUCAUGGGGCCAGACCAUGGCCAGUCUGGUCAUGGGGCCAGGCCAUGGCCAGUCUGGUCAUGGGGGCCAGACCAUGGCCAGUCUGGUCAUGGGGCCAGACCAUGGCCAGUCUGGUCAUGGGGCCAGACCAUGGCCAGUCUGGUCAUGGGGCCAGACCAUGGCCAGUCUGGUCAUGGGGCCAGACCAUGGCCAGUCUGGUCAUGGGGCCAGACCAUGGCCAGUCUGGUCAUGGGGCCAGGCCAUGGCCAGUCUGGUCAUGGGGGCCAGGCCAUGGCCAGUCUGGUCAUGGGGGCCAGGCCAUGGCCAGUCUGGUCAUGGGGGCCAGGCCAUGGCCAGUCUGGUCAUGGGGGCCAGGCCAUGGCCAGUCUGGUCAUGGGGGCCAGGCCAUGGCCAGUCUGGUCAUGGGGGCCAGGCCAUGGCCAGUCUGGUCAUGGGGCCAGGCCAUGGCCAGUCUGGUCAUGGGGCCAGACCAUGGCCAGUCUGGUCAUGGGGCCAGACCAUGGCCAGUCUGGUCAUGGGGGCCAGGUCAUGGCCAGUCUGGUCAUGGGGGCCCAGGUCAUGGCCAGUCUGGUCAUGGGGGCCCAGACCAUGGCCAGUCUGGUCAUGGGGGCCCAGACCAUGGCCAGUCUGGUCAUGGGGGCCAGGUCAUGGCCAGUCUGGUCAUGGGGGCCCAGACCGUGGCCAGUCUGGUCAUGGGGGCCAGUCACCGGGACGUUUAGGGCAAGUUGGUUUUGAAUGUUUUAGGUCAGCUUUAGGGUCAGGUUAUGGACAGGGUUCACUCUGUGCUUUUUCCCAUGCUCUUAUUCUUUAUCCUCUUUGCCUUCAAGCAAUGCUCAUCACCAAUGAUCAUCACCAAGGCUCAUCACCAAGGCUCAUCACCAAUGCUCAUCACCAAGGCUCAUCACCAAUGCUCAUCACCAAGGCUCAUCACCAAUGCUCAUCACCAAGGCUCAUCACCAAGGCUCAUCACCAAGGCUCAUCACCAAGGCUCAUCACCAAUGCUCAUCACCAAUGCUCAUCACCAAGGCUCAUCACCAAGGCUCAUCACCAAGGCUCAUCACCAAUGCUCAUCACCAAGGCUCAUCACCAAGGCUCAUCACCAAUGCUCAUCACCAAUGCUCAUCACCAAGGCUCAUCACCAAUGCUCAUCACCAAGGCUCAUCACCAAGGCUCAUCACCAAGGCUCAUCACCAAUGCUCAUCACCAAGGCUCAUCACCAAUGCUCAUCACCAAGGCUCAUCACCAAGGCUCAUCACCAAUGCUCAUCACCAAGGCUCAUCACCAAGGCUCAUCACCAAUGCUCAUCACCAAUGCUCAUCACCAAGGCUCAUCACCAAUGCUCAUCACCAAGGCUCAUCACCAAUGCUCAUCACCAAGGCUCAUCACCAAGGCUCAUCACCAAUGA
This is a messenger RNA of Procambarus clarkii (red swamp crayfish), 2103 nucleotides long. NCBI's taxonomy places the organism in Eukaryota, Metazoa, Arthropoda, Malacostraca, Decapoda, Cambaridae. The record is from RefSeq and is a predicted model, not a curated record.